Lampris incognitus (smalleye Pacific opah) is the source of this 1464-nucleotide messenger RNA. It is a transcript of the gene inab, whose product is annotated as internexin neuronal intermediate filament protein, alpha b. Gene Ontology annotation, molecular function: structural constituent of postsynaptic intermediate filament cytoskeleton. The transcript is spliced from 3 exons. Gene Ontology annotation, biological process: intermediate filament organization. The coding region runs from base 10 to 1464 and encodes 484 amino acids. Gene Ontology annotation, cellular component: postsynaptic intermediate filament cytoskeleton; intermediate filament; cytoplasm. The record is from RefSeq and is a predicted model, not a curated record. Lineage: Eukaryota; Metazoa; Chordata; Actinopteri; Lampriformes; Lampridae.
CGAGCCAAGAUGAACUACGGAUCUGACCUCUUUUCAUCUUCCUCCUACCGUAAGAUUUUCGGGGAGUCUCCCCGUUACUCAUCCUCCCCAUCACGCACGAUGACCGGCAUGUCGUCCCGCAGCGGUUACCGGUCCCACUCCCUAUCCCGGAGCAACAUCUCAUCUCUGGGCUCGUUCAACAAGAGGUCCGGGCGCACCUUCUCUCCCAUGCCUCUGGAAAACUUCGAUCUGACGCAGAGCAGCGUCCUCAACAACGAAUUCAAGAUCAUCCGCACCAAUGAGAAGGAGCAAAUGCAGGGUCUCAAUGACCGCUUUGCGAUGUUCAUCGAGAAAGUGCGUAACCUGGAGCAGCAGAACAAGGUGCUGGAAACGGAACUGGUCACUCUGCGCCAGCGGCAGACGGAGCCCUCCCGCCUGGCCGAGCUCUAUCAGCAGGAGAUCCGCGAACUCCGUUCCCAGCUGGAGGAGGUCAACGGAGAGAAGUCGCAGAUGAUGAUCGAACGCGACAACAUCGAUGACGACCUGCAGAAGCUCAGGGGCAAAUACGAUGAGGAGUUCCGUGCUCGGGAGGAGGCGGAGGCCACCCUGAAAGCGUUCAAGAAGGACGUGGACGACGCCACCAUGGUGCGCUUGGACUUGGAGAAGAAGGUGGAAUCCCUCCUGGAUGAGAUCCAGUUCUUGCGGAAGGUACACGAGGAAGAGGUGGUCGAGCUGAUGGACAUGAUCCAGGCCGCCCAGGUGUCGGUGGAGAUGGAGGUGUCCAAGCCAGAUCUCACUUCUGCCCUCAAAGAGAUCCGAGGUCAAUACGAGUCCAUGGCAUCCAAGAACCUGCAGUCGGCCGAGGAGUGGUACAAGUCCAAGUUCGCAGAUCUGACCGAGCAAGCCGGUCGUAGCAAUGAGGCCAUGCGGGCCAGCCGGGAGGAGCUCAACGAGUUCAGGAGGCAGCUGCAGUCCAAGACGAUUGAAAUCGAGAGUCUGAGAGGAACCAACGAGUCCCUGGAGAGGCAAAUCCGGGAGAUGGAGGACAGGCACAAUGUGGAGAUUGGAAGCUACCAGGACAACAUGGCGCAGCUGGAGAACGAGCUGAGGACCACCAAGAGUGAGAUGGCCCGUCACCUGAGGGAGUAUCAAGAUCUCCUGAACGUAAAGAUGGCGCUGGACAUCGAAAUUGCGGCUUACAGGAAACUGCUGGAAGGGGAGGAGACUCGCAUCAGCACAGGGAUUGCCUACCCUAGCCCCAACAUAAGCUCCAGUGGUGGGCAGAGCUAUAGCUACCAGACCCGUAUCUAUACCGGCACUGGAAAGGGCUCCAAGAAGGAGGGCAAAGAUGAGGAGCUGCAGCCACAGAGUAAGUCUGGAGUCAAGGUCUCCCAGCGUGAGAUGUACGAGGAGACAGUGGUCACCAACAAGAAGAUGGAGAAGCAGCAAGAGCCCAGUGAUAUCCCUACCAACCAGAAAAACUAA